UGAUUCAAAUCAAUAAAAUACGCAGUCCACGCCGCCGCGCAGAUAUUUCUUUUGCGCUUGCGCUCAACCAAGUUUUGUGUGUCGGCAAAUAUAAGUAUGUCUAACAAAAAGCACAAGGAAAUGGAUAGACAGCGCGAGGGAAGUGAGAGCGAAGAAGAGCAGAAUUCUGGCAGUGAAAAAGAGUCUGAUGUCGACUCCGAAGGGAAAUACACGGGAGACCAGGAACUUCAAGCAGACUUUGAAGGCCGCAACCCUGAGGACUAUGACUUCUAUGGCAUAAAGCAGCUUCUGAGGCAACUAUUCCUCAAAUCGAAUGUGGACUUGGCAGGGCUUGCAGAAAUUAUAAUCUCUCAAAAUUAUGUAGGCAGUGUGGUGAAGCAGUGUCUAGAUGACCCAGCAGAUGAUGAUGAUGAUGAUGAUGUGGAUGAUGGAGUGUUUGGAGUCACCACUGUUAUUAACAUCACUAAGAGAAAGAAAGACCCGACGAUACAGCAAGUCACAGCCCUCCUAAACCAGCUUGCAGAGGACAAUGCUGAUAACGAAACCAAAGCUCUCAUCAAAAAGAUCCUGUCCGAUGACUUCAACCAUGUUGGUUUUGUGAUUAAUGAACGAAUCCUAAACAUUCCUGCGGCCAUCAGCGUGCCCCUGUUCUCAUCUCUUCAGUCAGAGUUGGAGAAGGCCAUCAAAAAGAACAUGCCAUACAAAUUCCAGUACCUCAUAUGGAUAUGCAAAAUAUACAACACUGGAGAAGCAGCAGCAGAUACAUUGUACGCGAAUGAGGAAGAGAAGGCGCUGGUGGAGGAAGCGCUAGCGAGCUUCGAAGUGGACGUAUCGGAGCAGGUCGACAACUCCCAGUGGGAUUUCGAGGGCGGCGCCUUGUUGCCCGGCAGAAAGGUCCUCAUAUUCGAAGGCAAGAAGUUCAACCAUCUCGUGAGGCUGAUAAAAGAGGAAGUGGAGGGGGGAGCUUAAUGCGGUUGUCAUAUUGAAUGCGUAUCGACACUCGGGUGUGCGAGCGGUCGUAGCUAUAUACGUUUAUAGCGCUGUCCCGCUCAUACACCGGUGGCGUACACAGAAGAAUCGAUGUUAGUAAUAGCGUAAAUGUGUAGCUUGUGAAGCUUCAUGUAUGCCAUUUAAACUUACUCGUGUAACCAUAUUUAUGUUUAAGAUUAAUAUACUAUUUUAACUCUAA
Messenger RNA from Cydia pomonella (codling moth), 1189 nucleotides. RefSeq names its product protein BCCIP homolog. Lineage: Eukaryota; Metazoa; Arthropoda; Insecta; Lepidoptera; Tortricidae. The transcript has 7 exons. Gene Ontology annotation, cellular component: nucleus. The record is from RefSeq and is a predicted model, not a curated record. The coding region runs from base 97 to 969 and encodes 290 amino acids.